AGCAGCAUCUAACAACAGAUAAAUAUGUCAGAAUAAUCCAUGCACAUAUAAGGAUUUUCAAAAGCAUGUUUACAAUGUUUUAAGAGCUCUGAAUGAUUAAACUCUUAUGUGAUAAUGUGUUUUAUCUAUCAAAAAGUGAAGCCGUUUGUUACUUUAGAAAUUAUUAAAGUUCCACUGAACAAAAUAACAUCCAUAUACAGUAUAUAAUCCAUAACUAUUUCAACCCGUCUUGGUGUUUUCAAGGCCACCAGAUGUCUUACCCUUUGGCACGUUGUUUAAAUAAAUGUGUCCUUUGCCCGUAUGGUUAGAAGUCCUGAAAAAUGUUGUGUGUGUUAUAUGUCAGCCAAUCAUAUUAUUAAUACUAUACCGGGAUUGCUUUUUUAAAAUUCUAUGGAUUCAAUUACAAAUUACAUUACAGCUUCCUUCUAUGGAGAUGGGUUUGUGCAUCUGAAGACAGUUGAGUUGUCCCAUCAAACAUCUUUCCAUGUGCGGUUUCGAACCUCUGGUUCCAAUGGCCUGCUGUUUCUGGCAGCUGGGAAGACAGACUUCCUCUGGGUGGGGCUUCAUUCUGGCCGAAUACAGGUGCGGAUUGAUCUUGGAUCUGGGGAACGCACUCUUCGUUCAGAGAAGGGCAUUAAUUUGAGUGACCUGACCUGGCAUAAAUUAGAACUUCAACAUGAUCAUGGCAACAUCACACUGACUGUGGACAAAAACUCCCUUACCACCAUUAAGAUGCCAGUGCCUGACUUUGAACUGAGUGUCCAGGAUGGGCUUUUUGUUGGUGGUGUUGGGGAUCUGGAAAAAUCAUACCUCUCGUCAGAUGAAACCAUGUUUGGCUUUCGGGGUUGUUUAGAUGAGGUUCUAUUCAAUGAACAUAACCUCCUUUCCUCUCUAAGGCCUUAUUCUGGAUACAAAACAAUUCAUGAAGUGUCAUUUGGUUGCAGCCCAGAGUUUUCAGCCACUGUUAAUGAUUCAGUUAGUUUUUUCAGUUCUAAAGCAUACAUGUCUCUGCCUAAAUGGGAAGUACCACAAGAGGGUGUAUUUGAGUGUGAACUGCAUACAUUAAAUCCAGAGGGCAUCCUUUUAUACAGCUCUGCAGGCCAAAGUGACUACAUUGCACUGGAAAUUCAAAAGGGGCACCUUGUUGCUGCCAUUAAAAUAAGUGGAAGCAAGACAGUAUUACGAUCCUUGAUGGUCAUCAAUGAUGGGGGGUGGCACAUCUUGCGGCUUUACUUGUCUCCUUUGAAUCUUCAGUUUACUGUUGGUUUGGAGAUGCACAACUCUAGCUUUGUGGUAAAUGCCAGUGCCUUACAACUUACUGGGCCUCUGUACCUAGGUGGGGUGGAUGUCAAUACUUACAAAGACGUCCGUAAGAAUGGACUGCUCUCUAUGGUUGGGAAGCGUAUACGAGGAGGUUCAUUUAAAGGCUGUCUAAGAAACAUCAGAGUCAACUACCAAAAGAUGGGCCUUCCACAAGCAUUGGUCACUAAGGAUAUUUCUGUUGGUUGUGAACCAGAAAAGCAGCUUGGACCUAGUACCACAAGUCCAUCAAUUAUUACUGUGGAUUCUGAAAAUUUCGCAGAGGCCCUACCUGAGAUGGACAAGAGGAAUUUCCUGUUGCUUAAGGAUUUGGAGGUUCUUGAAGGUGGUCGAGCACCACUUGAGUCUAAACACAUUAAGGUGAACCUAGAGUUCCAUAAAUUUGGGAUUCGUCAGUCCCAGAUUAUGUUCCGCAUUGAAGAGCAACCGGUGCAUGGGCAACUCAGGCUGGACGUUGACCCUAAUCUUGGGGAGAACACCUUCAGUAUGCUGGACCUCUGGCAUGGUAGGGUCAUGUAUGUCCAUGGAGGAUCGGAGGAUCUACUCGACUUCUUCAUGUUUUCCAUCUUCACCAGCAGCAAAAAGGAAGUACCUGGUUAUCUCAAAGGGAACCGUCUGCACAGAUUCAACAUCAGUAUUACACCUGUCAAUGAUGCUCCUGAACUAAGCCUCCCAGAGGGCAGUCUCUUCAUUUUGCCAGAGCACUCAAAACGUCGGUUGACCACAGACAUCCUCAGGACCAUUGAUGGUGACAGUAACUCCACAGACCUGAUGUUCUCAGUGCUUGGUAAUAUGAACGCUAACUCAGGCUUUCUAGAGAUUGACGAACACCCAGACCGAGCAGUGACCUCUUUCUCCCUGUUGGAUCUUGAGCAGGGUAAAGUGAGCUAUGUCCACAAAGGUGUCAAGAAAUCCAGAAUGGCUAUCAGAGUGAGUGAUGGGGACAAGGUAAGCAACACCGUAGUAUUUAGGAUCAUGGCUGUUCCCCUGGAACACAAGGUUGCCAACAACACCGGAGUGGAGGUAACCCAAGGUGAAGCAACUUUUAUUAGUAACAAACAUCUCUCUGUGCAAGUGAAUGUCGCUAAACAAGUAGUGGACAUUCGCUAUGAUGUCACAGUGCCACCCAUUUAUGGCGAACUGCAGCGGCUGCAUUCAAGUGGGCAGUGGAAGCAAACCAGCACGUUCACACAGAAGCUUCUGGAAAAGGAGCGCCUUAGAUAUCUCAGCACCUUCCACGGGACCCAGCAAAGUAACGUCACUGAUAGUUUCAAAUGCAAAGUCACUGUCGGCUCAGUCAUUACCAAUGAGCUGCUGUUUUUGAUUAGAGUAAACUGGAUUCGUUACAAAAUCACCAGAAAUAAGAUAGAGAUAGACGGUGAUCACAAAGUCACAUUGACGCCUCAAGAAUUCCAUAUUGUCACCAAGGGUGCAAGACUUUUGGAAAGCGAUCUUUACAUUCGUUUAUUGACAUUACCAAGGAGAGGAAAUCUUCUUCUCGACAAUAAGAUUUUAAAAAAGAACUCGACCUUUAGCCAGAAGGAGAUUACAAAUCACAAAUUGCAGUUUGAGCUCAAAGAACUGCCACAUCAUGAUACAAGGGACAUGUUUCACUUUCAAGUGUUUUCUAAAUUUGCCAUGUCAGGAAUUCACGAGUUCAGAAUCAGCAUCAAAGCAGAUAUUCAUAACAUAGUUUUAAGAAAUCAGGGACUUUCUGUCUUGGAAGGGGAGAGCAAGGUCAUUACAAAGGCAAUGCUUUUUUCAGAGACUCCAAUCUCCAGAGCAGUACACUACACAGUCAUCAGCAGCCCUAAACAUGGGAAAUUAAAGAAAACAAACCUCUCAAAUUCCUCCACUAGCAGUGAUAUUAUAUUGGAGUUUACCAAUAAGGACAUUUCUGAUGAACGCAUCUUGUAUGUCCAUGAUGAUAGUGAGACCACACAUGAUGCCUUUACAUUCCUGGCCUCUGUGAAUGCUCUGAAAAAUAAGACCAGAAGCACGGAAGGCAUCUUUAAUAUUUCCAUCCAGUUGGUUAAUGAUGAGAAACCUGUCCGUGUUGUAGAUAAAGUUUUCCACGUAGUGCGUGACACUCAGAGAUUACUUACACUGGAAGACCUGUGCUACCAUGAUGCUGAUACAGACUUUGAUGAUAAAGACCUGCUUUAUACCAGACGAAAGAUCCCCAAUGGUGAGCUAGUACUGGUCAAUGACACUACACACAAGCUUUAUCAAUUCCACCAGAAAGACUUGGAAGCAAGGAGAGUACUGUUUAUCCACAAAGGGUUGAGUUAUGGCCGCUUUGUCCUCUUCGUGUCAGAUGGCAAGCAUUAUACUUCAACAUUGUUUGAGGUCUCUGCUCAGGACCCAUAUGUAAAGGUGGGCAACAACACAGGUUUAUUGGUCCAGAAAGGCCAGGUGGCCAUUUUAACAUCUGCUAAUUUCAGUUUCAUUACUAACAUGGAUGUCAGACAUGAGGAGGAAGUUGUCUUUGAGGUAUUUCUACCACCAAGCCAUGGGGCUCUUUAUUGCAGUGGAAUCAAAGCAAAUACCUUCACACAACAUGACUUGAAGAUGGGUCAUGUAAUAUACCGUCAUGAUGACAGUGAAAUACUGGCAGAUUCUUUUAACUUCACUAUUAAGGUGAAAGGUCUACACCUGGAUGCCAGUGUGGCAAUUAAGGUUUACCUUGAGAGUCAUCAGCAGCCCCCAGAAGUCAUUCACAAUAACCCAAUCCUGAUGGAGGAGGGAAAGCCCGUCAGAAUCAACGAGAAAGACCUCAAGGUCAUUCAUGAGGAUAACAAACCUAAUGAGAUUGUAUAUACUGUGAAGGUGGCACCCACUCAUGGUUUUCUGCGGUUAUCUAAGAUAGACGAAGAUCCCUACCAUGGUAUUAAGGAGAAACCCAUCCAAAGCUUUUCACAGGCUGAUAUCAAUGCAGGUCAUAUUCAGUAUGUCCAAACAGAACAUGGAUGCGUUAACGACUCAUUCUCACUUAACGUAACUAACGGCAUUCUAACAAGCUAUGAUCUCCUAGUCGUAGUGGAUAUAAUCCCCUGGCACAUCCCACUAGAGGUCUCCAAUAUGACCCUUAAAGAGGGCUCCUCUAAAGCCCUCACACAGGAUGUCAUUAAAGUCAACAACCAACACUUUCACGGACUCCACCUCCUCUAUGUUGUAACUGAUGGGCCUCAUCAUGGCCGGAUUGAACACUCAAGGAUUCCUGGUGUUCCCAUUCCAUCUUUCACCAGGGUUCAAGUGAGUUCACUCUCCACUUUACUCUUUUCUCUUCACUGCAUCAUAAUGAAAGGACUAUAUAAUAGAAACACAUGUUUAAUAAUGAAAAAUAAUGUAAUAUACAUUUUUUUGAUAACAUGGUGUCACAGAACAGCUUUGCAUGCUUUUUUGCCUCAGGCUGAACAGGGGUUCAUAUUCUAUGUACAUGAUGGAAGUGAGACCAUGGCUGAUAAUUUUACAGUGGUGGCCAAUGACACAGAGCUCCGGAAGUACAGUUUGCCCUUUGUGGUUUAUGUCAAUGUAACACCCAUAAAUGAUGAAGCCCCAAUUGUAACUGUCAACAGGAUCCUCAAGGUGUGGGAAGGUUCUGUGACAGAGUUAACCACUGAAGACCUUAGCGCAGAGGAUCCAGAUUCUCCUCCAGAGAGCCUAGAAUUCAUCAUGACUCCACCAAGUAAUGGAUAUCUGGCCCUGAAGAGUGCCCCCUCCUGGCCAGUUCUGAACUUCACCCAGGAGCAUAUCAAUCAUGGCCAGCUAGUGUUUGUACAUAGUGGUGCCAUGUCAGGAGGAUUUCACUUCCAAGUCAAUGAUGGGGUGAACUUUGCUCCAAGGCAAAUCUUCAGUGUCACAGCCCAAUCUCUAGUCAUGAGUUUAGUGAAGAAUCAAGAGCUGAAAGUAUUCCCAGGUUCUUCAAAGUUAAUUUCUGAAGAUGAGCUGUUAGCAAUCACAAAUGACUAUGAUGACUAUGGGAAUCGCACUAUCAGCUACACUGUGACCUCCCCUCCAAGAUUUGGCCGGCUGAUAUGGAAAAAAACAGAAAAUUCCACACAAGAAAUCUCCUCAUUCACUCAAAAUAUGGUGAAAGAAGGUGCUGUGCUGUAUGCACAGACCAAACCUAUUUCAUGGGCAGCUACAGAUUCCUUCACCUUCAUUGCAUCAUGCCCCCCAGCAUCUCUUCAAGCUCAUUCCUUUAAUAUCCACAUCUCAUAUGAAAAUACUGGCCCAGAGCACAGGAGUGCACUCCUUGCAAACACAGGUGCUGUUGUCACUGAGGGUAGUAGUGUUCUCAUAGAUAAAUCAAAGCUGGAUGCCUCCAACCUUCUUGGAAAGUUAGAUGAAGCAGAGCGUAAUUUCUAUGAAGUCUGGUAUGAAAUCACCUCUCUACCCCACCACGGUACAAUUGUUGUAGGUGAAAGGAACAUGACACAUGAAAGACCAAGGUUCUCUCAGUUCAACCUCCACAAGCAUGGUAUCAUAUAUGUACAUGACGACUCUGAGACCACUCACGAUAAUUUUACUUUUGAUGUGUGGCUAAACCCUAAAGGCAAGCUUGCUCAGCGACCCCAGAAUGCAGACCAUAUGGUAUCUGAAUUAUUUAAUAUUACUGUGACCCCUGUUAAUGAUCAGCCUCCUGUGCUGAAGACCGGAUCUCCUAGGCUCAGAGUGAUCAAAGGGGACACCGUGACCUUGGACCCUGAAAACCUCUAUGUGGAGGACCAAGACACUCCACCAGAGGAUAUUCAUUAUACUGUGAUCAGCAAGCCCAAAAAUGGCUUCCUUGCUUUGGCAGGUCAGCUGAAUAAAUCUGCAAUUACCUUCACCCAAGCUGAUGUAAAUCAUGGAAGGGUGCAUUUUGUCCAAAAGGGAGAACCCUCAUCAGGAGUAAUCUAUUUCAGUAUCACUGAUGGAUUCCACAGACCACUCUACAAGCUCUUUAGUGUAGAGAUUGAGAAUAUCACCAUCAGUGUGGUCAACAAUACCGGACUGACACUGUUGCAAGGUCAGACCUCGGUGACUCUGACACUUGAGCACCUGGCUGCAGUGACGAAUGAGAGAGAUGCAUGCAUUAAGUAUUUAGUUACAGCCCCACCAAGUCACGGGAGUGUCAUGGUCAUGGAAGAACCGGUCACACACUUUGAUCAGGAGGACCUGCAAACUGGAAGAGUGUUGUAUCACAUGACUGACUUGACAUCUUCUCAGGACAGCUUUGAGUUCACUGUCUUCACAUCUGAGAGUAAGCUGACUAACCAAGUGGUAAACAUCACUGUUAGGCCCCUGAUCCACCUUGGAGAGCAUGUCAGGAUCCCAGAUGGCAUCCCAGUGAAGUUGAGAAAAGACGUCUUAGAUGCAACUGAAUUGGCCACCCUUAGUGGUAGUGACCCCAUCUUUGAGAUUCUUGAGCCUCCAAAACAUGGCAAGCUAGUCAAAGUCACAUUUGACGUUGGGGGAUCUUCUCAUUCAGUGGAGUCGUUCUCAUUCAGAGAUGUUGAACAAGGUAGAGUGGCCAUUGAAGAGAACAUCAACUUCACCGCCAUUUAUGGAAAAGCAAUGACCUCUGCAGUCCAUCCACUUAAUGACUCAUUUGUUUUCCUUUUGAAGUCAGCGAAUGUUCAGCCCGCCAUGGGGGAAUUUGUGUACUUGGUAUUACCCUAUAACCCCAUUACUGGUAAGCAUAUACUUUCAGAGCCACAUUUGUGGCCGACCAAGUUGCCAACACUCAACAGAACAACACAUGCUAUGUCACCCAUGUACCCUCCAUCUCACGUAGAUCCAACAAUGAGAUCCCACAAGACUGCCGCAAAACUGAAACCUCGAAACCGCUGGGGGAACCACACACGAGGCAGAUCCAUGAUUCCUCACGUGCCCCGUACAACUUUGGGCAAACUGGACCCCUCCCCCAAAAAUACUCUAAUACGGGUGGAGUCUUUACCAAGACCUGCAUCUGACCCUCUGCUUAUCAUCCUUCCACUUCUUGCCUGCCUCCUCUUGAUUGUCAUUCUAGUGGUCCUCAUUCUAGUCUUCCGGCACCGCAGGGAAAAGCGGGCCCAACCAGCAAUGAUGCAGGAUCUGACAGAGAACCCUGGUGAAGAUAUUUUAGCCAGAGGCCCAUAUCUGGGUCAACCUGAAAGAAGUCUCACUGUUCCCUCUGUAAUAGUAACCCCACUCAUUCCAAGUUGCCCUGGAAGUCCUGUUUUAGAGGUCGUACAUGAUGCAACUUUGGUGCCAGCAAUUGAUCGAACUGUGUCUUCAUUUCUCCCUUGCACAUGGAGUCCACUUGACCCUGAUUCUGCCCAGCAGUUUUCACCAGCAACUCCACCCCUUAAACAAAACCAGUACUGGGUUUGACACAGCUCCUUUUAUCACAUCCAGGUGUUGCUGGAAACAACAUUGUGAAAUGACACUGUGCAUGACCAUUAUUAGAAGACAACUGUUAGUAUAACAGGUGGAAGGUAGCUUCGAAGUUACUCAAAAUACUCACCCAUAGUAUUUUUGGCAUUUGGAUUUCAACCUUGUAGACUGCAGGUCUCUUCGCUUUGUCUCAUGGGAAAUAUUCAUCGUCAAACAGCUUUGUUGUUGCGAGUUCAUUUAAGUUACUCCAGUUGUUUUAGUUUUGUCCUGCCACAGCUCAGAUAUUUUUGAGGUUUUGAAAUGUCUUUUUUUUUUUAUUGCAUUUUUACUGAACCGAUUAGCCACGAUUAGUUUUUAGUACAAGAUCAGAAUAAUUUGCAGUAAGAUAAAUUUGCCACUAUACUAUGUGCAAUUUUACCUGUUGCAUGUAAAUGUUACAUUAUACAAAGUGCAGGAAGUAGGAUAUUCCAAGUACUUUUACAAGAAGUUCUAAAUGGUUUUCAAAAUCCAUGCACCUUAAUGCCUUAUGUUUAUUUACAUGGUCACAUUUGAAGUAGUCUUUUGGCAUGGCUUGUAUUAAUAGAGGGAACUGAAACUACUCAACUGUAUAUUUUAAAGAAGUGUCUAAAUUUAAAAUUUUACAUUGACCACAAAAACAUAUGCUCCCUUUAGUCAUAUUGGCACUUCAAAUGUUGCAUCCCAACAAGCAAGAUGGCAUUAACGAGGUAUAAAGCAGACACUUGUUGACAUUGAAAGUUAAAAUUGUGUUACCUUGGCAAUCCAUAAUUCCUAGUUUGCUUAAAUGAUCCAUAUGUUCCCACAUCCGUAUGUUGUUACCAGGGUCCAAAAUUAACUUUUUGCAACACCUGCCUAUGAUGGAUGAGUUGAGAAAAUGUACUUGCAUAAAUAUCCAGUCCUUACCAGUCAUGAAACCAUAUUUUAUAUUAUUUUUAUUUAAUAAUUAUUUUUGACUCUGACAGAUUAUUUAGCUGAUUUUUUUCAUGCAUGUCACAAACAUGUUAUUGCACAAGUUACUUUGCCACUCACAGCAUUAAAUAAGAGAUCUGUCUGUCAGUAUAAAAGUACCUGUUACAAAAAUGUGAAGAUACAUUAUGAUUUAAUUCUUAAAGUUUUCAUUGUGGUGGCUUAAAAUGAGGAAUAUUCUACAUAUGUUUCACCACAUGAUGUUCUGAAAAUAACUUCUAGGCAUACUAGAUAAAAUUCUCAUUGUAAAUUUUCAACUUUUCAAAAUGUCUUUGAUUUAAAUUGCUUAUGUCACAUCAGUGAAGGUCAGAGUAUCAUUCUUACAAUUCUAUUUAAACCAUGUACAAUGCUUUAUUUCCAAAUAAAUUUACUGCCCAACUGGCAAGUAAUUGUAUGGGUUUGUAUUGAUUACUCGCCAAAUCCAAUUUUUACUCACAUUUGGUGUUUGGCAAGUGUUAAAUUUGGACCAUGGUUGUCACUGUAUUCUGUAACACCUACAGAUUUACUAUGAGCUGCAGAUACUGUUUAUGAAUGUCUAUAUUUAUGUGUGAGUGAGAGAAAGUGUUUCUGAAUCAGCUAAACUAAUGUCACAAUCUAAUGGCUAAUGUUGUCAUUACAUUUAUGAAUGUAUGAUUUCAAUUAAAAUCAUUGUGUUUUGUAA
Molecule: messenger RNA, 9328 nt
Organism: Myxocyprinus asiaticus (Chinese sucker)
Lineage: Eukaryota; Metazoa; Chordata; Actinopteri; Cypriniformes; Catostomidae
Product: chondroitin sulfate proteoglycan 4-like
Exons: 8
Coding region: 391-7680 (2429 amino acids)
Source: RefSeq, a predicted model, not a curated record